CCUCACGCUAGUGACGUGCGGAAGGUCCCUCUUUCACCGGUGUGUGUGUGAGGCGAACAUCAGCUUCUCGUGUCCCUGCAGGCCGCAGACAUGGGGAUCCUGGAAAAGAUUUCGGAGAUUGAGAAGGAGAUUGCCAGGACCCAGAAGAAUAAAGCCACUGAAUAUCAUCUGGGGCUUCUCAAGGCCAAACUCGCUAAGUAUCGCGCCCAGCUUCUAGAACCAUCCAAAUCAGCUGCAGGCAAAGGAGAAGGCUUCGAUGUGAUGAAAUCUGGAGAUGCCCGUGUGGCACUGAUUGGGUUCCCCUCCGUGGGUAAGUCUACGUUUCUGAGCUUGAUGACGUCCACAGCCAGUGAAGCUGCCUCGUAUGAAUUUACCACAUUGACCUGUAUCCCGGGAGUAAUAGAGUACAAAGGAGCAAAUAUCCAGUUAUUGGAUCUUCCUGGUAUUAUUGAAGGAGCGUCGCAGGGUAAGGGUAGAGGUCGCCAAGUUAUUGCUGUUGCGAGAACAUCUGACGUAGUCAUCAUGAUGCUCGAUGCCACAAAGGGAGAAGUCCAGAGGAAUUUGUUAGAAAAGGAAUUGGAAUCAGUAGGGAUUAGACUGAACAAAAGAAAACCUAACAUCUAUUUUAAGCCCAAAAAAGGAGGUGGGAUCUCCUUUAACUCCACUCUACCUCUUACCCAAUGCUCUGAGAAGUUAGUACAGCUCAUUCUCCAUGAAUACAAAAUGUUCAACGCAGAGGUGCUGUUCCGGGAGGAUUGUAGUCCUGACGAUUUUAUUGAUGUCAUCGUUGGAAACAGAGUUUACAUGAACUGCCUCUAUGUUUAUAACAAGGUCGAUCAGAUCUCCAUGGAAGAGGUUGACCGGCUGGCCAGGCAACCUCACAGUGUGGUUAUCAGCUGUGGGAUGAAGUUAAAUUUAGAUUAUUUACUGGAGAAGCUGUGGGAAUACCUGGCACUCACCUGCAUCUUUACCAAAAAGAGGGGAGAGAGACCAGAUUUUAACGAUGCUAUUAUCCUACGGCAAGGCGCAUCAGUGGAACACGUGUGUCAUCGAAUUCACAGGACCCUGGCUAGUCAGUUUAAAUAUGCCCUGGUUUGGGGAACUAGUACCAAGUACAGUCCUCAGAGAGUUGGAUUAAACCACAACAUGGAACAUGAGGAUGUUAUACAGAUUGUCAAGAAAUAAGAUGUCGGAACAUACCACCUCCUGUAGCCUAAUCUACUUAAAUUACUCCCACACACCACACAUCUAUUUGCUAAAUAAAAUCCGAACCAAAACACCAUGAUCUGCUGGCUUAAGAGUCAAGACUUUCAACUAUUGGACAAUUUUACCAGAAAGGGUAUAUACACUUAACCCUUUUCUGGAACAUAAACAUGCAAUACUAUGCAAACAAUAAAAUACUGAGCAACUCCAUGCUUUAAUAUUCUAUGUUAUUUGCUCUUGGAAAAUAGUUUCAUCUGUAACUAAGAAAAGCACAGGAUCAAAAAAGAUAUGUUCUCAAUGUCCAUGUUUGUUUGAAAAUAUAACUGUUCUAGACAGGCUUUUCUUGGGUACUGUAAAUAAAAUCAAAUUUUGAAAGCCUUGAGCAAACACCUUAUGCUUGAUUGUGGCAAUAAAACUAAAAUAUUUGUAUAUUCUUUUAAGAACUAGAA
Bombina bombina (fire-bellied toad) is the source of this 1652-nucleotide messenger RNA. RefSeq names its product developmentally regulated GTP binding protein 2 (gene DRG2). Gene Ontology annotation, molecular function: GTPase activity; GTP binding. The transcript is spliced from 13 exons. Gene Ontology annotation, biological process: cytoplasmic translation. Bases 91 to 1185 code for a protein of 364 amino acids. The record is from RefSeq and is a predicted model, not a curated record. NCBI's taxonomy places the organism in Eukaryota, Metazoa, Chordata, Amphibia, Anura, Bombinatoridae. Gene Ontology annotation, cellular component: cytoplasm.